This is a messenger RNA of Cricetulus griseus (Chinese hamster), 4483 nucleotides long. The record is from RefSeq and is a predicted model, not a curated record. NCBI's taxonomy places the organism in Eukaryota, Metazoa, Chordata, Mammalia, Rodentia, Cricetidae.
AUGACUUUGCAGCAGCAGCAGCAGCAGCAGCAGCAGCAGGAAACAAUGAAUGGGGGGGACCUUAUCAUCUGUGAUGCUUCCUCCAACUGUAGCUGGCAGGAUGCAGAAACCUUUACCAGCCAUGCAUUGUUUGCUCCGUCCAGUCUGACAUCAUCUGCUUGUCUGAUUCUUUGUGUUUGUCACUCUCUAGGCAGCUAUUUCGCCAGCCACUUCAUCAUGGGAGGAGAGAAGUUUGAUUCCACGCAUCCGGAAGGAUACCUGUUUGGAGAGAACAGCGACCUGAACUUCCUAGGGAAUAGGCCAGUGGCGUUUCCUUAUGCUGCCCCACCUCCCCAAGAACCUGUGAAGACUCUGAGAAGCCUGAUCAACAUCCGGAAGGACACGCUGAGACUUGUCAAAUGUGCUGAGGAAGUGAAGAGCCAUGGAGAAGAGGCGGGCAAAGCUAAGGUCCACUACAAUGUCGAGUUCACCUUUGACACAGAUGCCCGGGUGGCCAUCACCAUCUACUAUCAGGCCACUGAGGAAUUCCAAAAUGGUAUUGCCAGCUACAUUCCAAAAGACAACAGCCUGCAGUCGGAGACCGUGCACUACAAGCGAGGGGUGUGCCAGCAGUUCUGCCUGCCCUCCCAUACUGUGGACCCCUCAGAAUGGGCAGAAGAGGAGCUUGGCUUUGAUCUGGACCGGGAGGUUUACCCUCUGGUGGUACAUGCUGUGGUGGAUGAAGGAGAUGAGUAUUUUGGCCACUGCCAUGUACUUCUGGGCACGUUUGAGAAGCACACAGACGGGACCUUCUGUGUUAAGCCCCUCAAGCAGAAGCAAGUGGUAGACGGGGUCAGCUACCUUCUUCAGGAGAUCUACGGGAUCGAGAACAAGUAUAACACCCAGGAUUCUAAGGUGGCUGAGGAUGAAGGGAGUGAUAACAGUGCCGAGUGUGUGGUGUGUCUCUCCGAUGUCCGAGACACCUUGAUCCUGCCCUGCCGUCACCUCUGUCUUUGUAACACCUGUGCAGACACCCUGCGCUACCAGGCCAACAACUGCCCCAUCUGCCGGCUGCCGUUCCGGGCACUGCUUCAGAUCCGAGCCAUGCGGAAGAAACUGGGCCCUUUGUCUCCAACCAGCUUUAACCCCAUCAUCUCAUCCCAGACAUCAGACUCUGAAGAGCACUCAUCCUCAGAGAAUAUCCCACCAGGCUAUGAGGUGGUGUCUCUCCUGGAGGCCCUCAAUGGGCCCCUCACCCCUUCCCCUGCUGUUCCUCCACUUCAUGUCCUUGGAGAUGGCCACCUCUCAGGAAUGCUCCCAUCAUAUGGCAGCGAUGACCACCUGCCCCCCAUGAGGACGGUGUCCCCCCUUGACCGCCUGUCUGAUUGCAGCAACCAAGGACUCAAACUCAAAAAGAGUCUAUCCAAAUCUGUUUCCCAGAAUUCUUCUGUGCUACAUGAAGAGGAAGAUGAGCGCUCUUACAGUGAAUCUGAGACCCAGCUCUCUCAGAGACUAUCAGCUCAGCAUCCGGAAGAGGGACGCGAUGUGACUCCAGAGAGUGAGAACCUUACCCUGUCAUCUUCAGGGGCUGUUGGCCAGUCGUCUUGCACAGGGACUCCGCUUUCCUCUACCAUCUCUUCCCCAGAAGACCCUGCUAGCAGCAGCCUGGCACAGUCAGUCAUGUCCAUGGCAUCCUCCCAGAUCAGCACUGACACGGUGUCCUCCAUGUCUGGCUCCUACAUUGCCCCUGGCACAGAAGAAGAGGGAGAGGCCCUGCCUUCCCCACUAGCUGCCAGCAGGGCUCCCUCAGAAGGAGAGGGGACACCAGCAGAGUCCCCAGACAGCAAUUUUGCUGGCCUUCCAGCUGGAGAGCAGGAUGCAGAGGGAAAUGACAUUGUAGAGGAAGAGGAUAGAUCACCCGUGCAGGAAGACGGCCAGAGGACAUGCGCAUUUCUAGGCAUGGAGUGUGACAAUAACAAUGACUUUGACAUCGCAAGCGUGAAAGCACUGGACAAUAAGCUGUGCUCUGAGGUCUGCUUACCCGGUGCCUGGCAGCAUGAUGAUAACAUAGUCAACCGUCACAAUACCCGGUGCCGGCACUCAUCAUCUAGCAGCCUGGAGGACCCUGAAGAGAACAGGCCUUGUGUAUGGGAUCCUUUGGCUGUCUGAGGGCGCCUGCACCUGUCCCUGGGCUCCCCUCCUGUCCUUGCAUUCCAUCUGUCUCACUGGACCACAGGCCUUCUAGGCAUCUUCAACAAGACAUGUGGACUUUAUACUCACAUGGAGGCAGGACAGGACAGGAUGUGGAGUGCAACCUCAUCUCCUGUAGCCGUGAUGCUUACCCUCUCACAAAGAGCCAGAAGCCUUCCUCCUUGUGGGCUGAUGCUGUCAGUGAACUAUAUAGCACAGCAGCCAAGCCCAGUGGGCCAGUUGAGCUGAGGGCCAGGCCUGGUAGUUUCUUUAGCCUUUUCUCCACUCUGACCACUUGGUCAGAGAGACCAAGAAGACUUGGGGAGUUGGCAACUUUGUUACAGACAGGUUCUGGUCUCUGGCACCUCAUGACCAAUUAGAAACCUAACUCGAAGUGGUCAGGGUUAGCUCCAUGAGGGAGGCCACCUGCACUCUUGCUCCCAGAGCACCAGGAGUCCCUUUCUCAAGCCUAAAGGAGAUGGUGAUAGCCAGAGGGGUGGCUGAAAGCCAGAUCUGCUAACAGAGCCGGUCUCCUGUGCCUCCUGUGGCCCCAGUUAGGAUGGUCACCCUGCAAGACUUGUCCUCCUCAGGUGCAGUCAGGAAGGCCUGCUGGGUCACCCCUGUGUACAAUGCUAGGGCUGAGCGCUACCGUAGCCCAUCUUCACCACAGCCAUUGAGAGGGAGUCUCAAACCCAGCUACCCUUUCUCUAUCCCCUUUUAAUAGCUGAAAAACUAGGCUAAGAACUGUGGACCAGUGCUUCUCAAACUGGUGCACAGGAACACUGAGGAAGUGUCGAGCUCUGAGACCAGCUGCAGGAUCACCUGAGGACCAAAGGAUUAGAAGACCUUCCCACCCUAGUGUAUCCCACCCUGCCUUUCAGAGCUGGUGGGUGAGAGGGACAGAGCUCCACGGGCUCACCAGAGCUUAGAGAUGCCGUCCAGUCCAGUCAGCACUCAAAGCCAUGGCAGCAAGCUAGCAGGAAAUUGUUGGGUGCCUACCUUUCUCGUCUCAGCGGAUUUCACAUGGCUCUUAAACAGAUCCCUGUAUCCUGGCUUUUGAGAAAGGUAGUUGUUUAGUGGAACAUGAGAUGGUUGGGGAUCCAGAUUAGAAACAGUUACUUAUAUGAGGAGCUUUAGACUUGGCAAGUGUGGACCUACAAAAGCUCCUCCCCACCAAAAAAAACCACCCACCAGUGCCCAGGAUCCUGGGGUGGGGUGGAGAGUUUGGCUUCAAACUUGCUGUGUAGCUGGGGAUGACCUUGAACUUCUGAUGUUCCUGCCUGGACUGCCCAAGCAUUAAGAUUACAGGCCUGCACCACUCUACAGCUCUCUCUCCUUUACCUCCUGUGUGGUUGCAGAGGAGUGUGGAAAUCCGGCUCCUAGAGGGAGCCUGCCAUCCUGCCUGAGGCGUGAUGGACUUCGCCAUUCCCAGCCCCCCUUGAUGUCCUUCCCUCCCCCAGCAGUCACACUUGAGGGUUACAGCAGUAGAAGCUGAGCAAUAACCACACUUCCUCAAUGAAUGAAGCAAAAGCAACAGGGAAGUUCCCUUAGCCUGGGGUGGUGCACACAGACCCAUCCCCUCCCCUGGCAGGCAACGGUAAACUAAACGGUAAACGGUAUUCACAGUGUGGUGUGACCUGGAAGGAGGGGGUGGGUAGUUGAGAUGAAGGAAAUUCAGGUAAACAGUAGCCACAGUGGCCAGGAACCCCUUCCCCCCACAUCAAGAGAGCAGUCAGCCUAAACCCCAUAAUCCAGUACCUAGGCUAGAGCACCCAUCCUGCCUUGCUCCGUUCCUGCCCCUCACUCUGUACUUUAGUUCUUGGCAAGCAGAAAUAGCCCGUCCACAGAGGUGGACUCCCAUCAUUUGGAAACGGUCCCCUUGCCAGGAUUGUUGCCACACGACUGCUGCACUUUUCCAUGCUCUGGGUACUGUAGUGAUCUUGGUUUCCUCAAAGAGCCUUUUACUUUACCUGAGUUUAUACCACCAGAGUUUAUUCCCCCUGCAGCAUCUUCUGGACCCAGACACCAAGCCAUCUGUCCUACUGGGGCGCUAGUCCUGCCCACCUGGUGUUGGCACGCUGGCUGCUCACUUUGUUUUAGGGCCCGCACACCUGGUGUGUGUGUGUGUGUGUGUGUGUGUGUGUGUGUGUGUGUGUGUGUGUGUGUGCUGUUUGUGCCAUCUGUGUACCCUCACACUCCCUGGAGUACACUUGUUGGCACACUACAGUGGGGACAUCAAGAUGCAAUAUUUAUGGAUUGCUGCAUGAUUCUUAAAAGCGAAUAAAGCUGUUUACAAGGGAAGGGGCGCUGUUAA